UGGAGGCCCCGCCCCCAGGCUUUAUAAUCAGGCAGACAGGUGAGUGGACAGACUGCUCGAGGAAGGCUUUUGAGCACCCUUUGGACCACAGAGGUUCUACGUAUUUGCUGAAGUUCUCAGGUCGGUGAAGAUGCUGCAGAUGAAUGAGUCGGACCUCCACCUGCGGCUGUCUGAGUACAGCUUCGAGAGGCGCUUCGAUGAGCGCGGAGCGAUCCAGUGGAUGCAGGAGAACUGGAGCAAGUCUUUCAUGUUCAGCGCUCUUUACGCCGCCAUGGUGUUUGGAGGUCAGCACUACAUGAAGUCCCGACCCAAACUGGACCUGCGGCUGCCUCUCGUCCUCUGGUCGCUCAGCCUCGCUGUCUUCAGCAUCAUCGGCGCUGUUCGGACCAGUUCCUACAUGCUGCACAUUUUAAGCUCCAGUGGCUUCAGACUCUCCAUCUGUGACCAGAGCUUCUACAAUGGACCUGUGAGCAAGUUCUGGGCCUACGCCUUCGUCCUCAGCAAAGCGCCAGAACUCGGCGAUACAGCGUUCAUUGUGCUCAGGAAGCAGAAGCUGCUCUUCCUCCACUGGUACCACCACAUCACCGUGCUGCUCUACUCCUGGUACUCCUACAAGGACAUGGUCGCCGGCGGCGGCUGGUUCAUGACCAUGAACUACACUGUGCACGCGCUCAUGUACAGCUACUACGCCGUGCGCGCCGCCGGCAUCCGCGUGCCCCGCCCCUUCGCUGUGCUCAUCACCAGCGCUCAGAUCGCCCAGAUGGUCAUGGGGCUGACGGUGAGCGGGCUGGUGUACCGCUGGAUGCAGCAGGGCGACUGUCCGUCCCACGUGGACAACAUCACCUGGGCCACGCUCAUGUACCUGAGCUACCUGCUGCUCUUCUCCAACUUCUUCUACCAGACCUACCUGCGGCGUGAAGCCAAGACCAAGACCCAGUAAGACCAGUGAGGUGGAGAACUGUGGAGGAUGGACUGCAGAGUUUAAACCUGAAGCUGCUGCUAAAAACUGUUUUAAAAAAAGGAGCAGGAGAAGAGACCUUAAAGUUUAUUUGUUUCAUGUCCAUGAAAAGAAGCAGGAACAUCUCAGCUUGAGGAGAUCAUAAAAUAUUUAAAAUGACCAACAACUUGCUAAUGUACUGAUCCCGCAGGUUCCUGAAAGGCUGCUCAAGGUCUGGUCCAACAGUACUGAAGUCCAAAGUUGGCUCAGAUAUAAAGUCUGUCAGCACUCAUGAAGCUCAGCUGAGGUGUGGAAAUAUAACCUGAUGCCACUUGGUCUAAAAGAAGCAGCUUAGAGCUCAUCUCUGUUUUCAAGGUUCCUUUUAAAACGGAACCAGAACCUCCAGUUAGCGGCUUCUCACGCUGUUGACAUCAGGGUGACCUUCUGCUUUCCUGAGCUCAGAUGUAUGAAGGAUCACUAACAUCUGUCUUCUUAUUGGUCAGUAACACCAACCCUAAAUCAGCCCCAGAAAACAUCCAGAACCAUUUUUACCUGCAGCUUUUCCGCCCAAUUUCCAAACAUUUGGAUAGAUUCUUACAGAACCGUUAGAACCCGUCUGGUCUGAUUAAAGCUGGACCCGUGAGGAUGUUUGUGCUCAGUCUGCAGCUGUAAACCACGGUCAAUGGAAGCUGCUCACAGCUUCUCCUCCAUCGGUACCACCGGGUCCAGCCGACACUAUGUGGGCUGCAGUGAAUUCAUUCAGAUCAUUGAUGUUCUAAAGGUUCUGACAAACUGGGUCAGAAGUUUCACUGUAAAACUUUUCUCAGUAUUUUCAUUAGUUUGUAUUGAAAAUGUUUCAGAUCUGAAACAUGAACAACUGACAUGAUCAUGAUGGCUUACAUGUAUGCUAACAGAACCCAUUGACCCAGUUCAUCUCCAGUUUAGAACCCCCCUCCCCUCACACACACCUUGUUUUUAAUGUUGUUCUGAGGAGUGAAGGCACCUGAUUGGUUGCUGGAAGCUCCCAUGUCUCACUUUAAUGUUCUUUAAAAUCACUCCUACUUGAAGCUCACAUGUUGAAGGUUCUCCAGGAACCAGAGGUGUUUCUGCAGCUGGUUCUGAAGUGUGUGAUUGUGAAUAUGGGUCUGAGUUCUGAAGGAAACCAGCAGCAAUGUUCACAGAUGUCAGCUGGUCACCAUGAAGACGAGAACUUCAAUCAUUUGAUCACACUGGAUAUUGAACAUGUUCUCUGAAGGGAAAAUAAGAUUUUUAUGGUUAUUUAUUGUUUAAAAAUGAAAUAAAAUAACUUUUUUUUAA
This is a messenger RNA of Girardinichthys multiradiatus, 2254 nucleotides long. Its product is annotated as elongation of very long chain fatty acids protein 6-like. Gene Ontology annotation, biological process: fatty acid elongation, monounsaturated fatty acid; sphingolipid biosynthetic process; fatty acid elongation, saturated fatty acid. The coding region runs from base 131 to 940 and encodes 269 amino acids. The record is from RefSeq and is a predicted model, not a curated record. Gene Ontology annotation, molecular function: fatty acid elongase activity. The transcript has 4 exons. Gene Ontology annotation, cellular component: endoplasmic reticulum membrane; endoplasmic reticulum. NCBI's taxonomy places the organism in Eukaryota, Metazoa, Chordata, Actinopteri, Cyprinodontiformes, Goodeidae.